Messenger RNA from Strongylocentrotus purpuratus (purple sea urchin), 2736 nucleotides. RefSeq names its product monocarboxylate transporter 3. Gene Ontology annotation, biological process: transmembrane transport. Bases 608 to 1966 code for a protein of 452 amino acids. Gene Ontology annotation, molecular function: monocarboxylic acid transmembrane transporter activity. NCBI's taxonomy places the organism in Eukaryota, Metazoa, Echinodermata, Echinoidea, Camarodonta, Strongylocentrotidae. The transcript has 4 exons. The record is from RefSeq and is a predicted model, not a curated record.
GAUGCAAUGUCUUAAUUCAGAGCGUGCAGAAUCGCGCAGCAAAACUCAUUUUCAUGGCCCUUUGCUGAAGCUAUAGAAGGGUCUACGAACUUAUUCAAAUGUAUGGAUGUUUCUUUCCUGGGGACCUAGUGACGAGUUAUUCCAUUAUUAAACCUGAUGUCUAUGAACGAACUAUAAUACUAGGAAUCCAAUCUGCAUACGUUACUUGUUGCUAUGUGUGGCAAGCAUAUGGCAAGCUUUCAGGUUGUCAAGAACGACCUUUGUUAAUAGGCAUACAACAAUCUGAAUAUUGUAGUAAACCGGCCUGUUGCAUUGGCUGCCAAUCAGACAACACAUAGUGUAUACGAUCUUGACUACUGUAUUAGAGCUAUCAAAGGGCAUCGAUGCUACAAUACGUUUGCUAUAGGCUCUAACACUGAUUAUGAUGUUUGCUGAUACCUAAGGAGGACGUCAAUGUAUGUUUUUAACCAUUUAACCAACUACAACAACCACAAAUUGCAAAGUGAAUUAUGCAGAUUAUUAUGCGCUAUAGCACUUGAUAUUAGUAUACUGCUACUGUAAAAGAGAACGAAAGAAGAAUAAUUAAUUUGAAUUUUCAGAGUUUCCAAUGAAGGUGUAUGCGAUGGAAGGAAUACAUCAUGAAGAUCAAUGGCGCUACAUCAUUAUCCUGUCAAAGACUCUGUACCAAUUCUUACACCAAGGCCUCUUUAAGUCUUUUGGAGUCAUGAUUCCUGCCAUGGUAGCACAACUAGGUUGUUCUUACUCUGUCGCUGGGUUGAUAUCAUCAAUUCAUUUCACCGUGACUUAUAUUAUGUGUCCGGUGGCACAACGUCUUGCUGGUAGAUUUAGCAAACAAACCAUAGCGGUAGCGGGUGGAUGCAUCUUUAGUUUAUCCAUCUCGUGUGUCUUCUUCACACAAUCACCACUUAUCAUGGGCAUUUUAUUAUCCUUUGCAGGCUGUGGAAACUCAAUGAUCUUCCAAACUUCGUAUGCCGUCUUGCAAGAACACUUUGGAGAUCAGUUUGGAUCUAUGCACGCCCUUACUUCAAUUGGUCUAGGAGUGGGAGCGAUUAUUUUGCCUCUACUGACAUACGAGCUCCUAGGUGUAUAUGGUUUACAAGGGACCUUCUUGAUCCUUGGUGGACUCACUGCUAAUACUAUUCCACUUUGUGCUACUUUCAGGUCACCAUGUCAUGUUCCGUCGAAUAAAAUACAAAAAUCCAGGUAUAACAAGCAUAGUCUAUUGCGUAUGGAAGAAGAAAGUGAAGACGGAGACUUCGAAUGGGAUAAUAAUGGAAGUGUAGGAGAUGAGAACGAUGGGAUGUCGUCCUGCGAACCAAGAUAUUUCCUCGACAUAAUGAUAAAAACAUUAGCGCUUGAAGCUCUGUGGAAAGAACGUGAGUUUGUCUUCAUCAUGUUACCAUGCCAACUUCUUCUUGACAUCAUCUUCGCAGGAUGGUCUCUCUUUGUGGUAUCUUUUGCUGUCAGUGUAGGGAUCCCUCCUGACCGCGCCCCAUAUCUCCUUAUAGUGGGUGUGGUUGGAGGUCUUUUGACUCGCUUACUCAUCACUAUGGUGUUAAGAACACGCCCACAUUGGGCCACAAUCCUCUAUGGUAUAUUUACGCUCAUUUUAACUACUGCCGUUUUCUUAUACUACAUUAGUUCGACAUUUUAUUAUUUAUGUGCUUGUUCAUUCAUCGCGGGUUUUGGACUGUAUGGUGCCGAUAUAGCAUUUUAUGCCUGCUUAGCUGCUAGCGUUUCAGAAGGCAACUUCCCCGGCGUUCUAGCAAGUUCUUUCUUCUUCACUGGUAUAGGAAUGGCGUCGUCUGGCUACAUCACUGGUCGAUUAUACGACAUAACGAACUCAUUUGAGAUAGUUUUUCAGUUAUUUGGAGGUAUAGGUGUGCUGAUCUUCAUCCUGACUCUAAUCUUCAUCUACCGUCAAAGAACUAACUCGAUCUACUAGAAGACUAGAUAUUCCUUCGACUUGGCUAUACGCCCUGAUGGCCUUACAGCUCGGUUUUCGAAGCUUGGUUAUUCUUAGUUUCCUUUACUCCAGCGGUCCAGGUGUUGUUCGGCGAUACAAAGCCUACUCUCAUUCACUUCUGUAAUAUAGGUUUUCCCUCCCAAUUUCUUCAACGUUGCAUCCGAUUUAACAUCAUUCCAUUUCGAGCGAAUUUGAAUGAUCACCAAGAUCAACAUUAAAAAAGCUCACUAGUUCAUUCAAUUUAAUUGUAUUAGCAUGCGAUUUCAUGAUUUGUUUUUCUUCACAUAAACGUGUAAAAGGCGCGUUCAAAUUAAAAACGCACGUAAAUGCAUUCAAAUUCCACCGCCCUGAUAAACUUUAAGGUAUUCAAAUUCACGAAGAGGCAUGCAUAUUUUUCGGCAGUCUUCUUCGUUUUACUGUUUAUGUUCUUUGUAAUCUGCAUCUGUUUGAAUAAAUUAUGCAAACUUGAAGUGGGACCUUUAUUUGCCCUAUAUUGAAAUAUCUCAUUCCUUUGACAAACCGUCAUCGAAGCAAAAGCAAAAUAAUCAUGAGUAAUUUACAACCAUUCUGUAAGUGUUAUAUCCAUACUGCUAGGGAAUAAAGUGAAAUGGGAGAGAAGAUAUUCCCAGGGUUAAAACAAACUGGGGGAGCGAACUUUCGCUCAUGAUGGGUCUUCAUUAUGGAAUACUCUCCCUCAAUGGAUUACAAAUAGCAAUUCUGGUGAAGUGUUAAAAAACAAUCUUAAGAAA